Messenger RNA from Lingula anatina, 1394 nucleotides. Its product is annotated as acid-sensing ion channel 1-like. Gene Ontology annotation, molecular function: ligand-gated sodium channel activity. Gene Ontology annotation, cellular component: plasma membrane. Gene Ontology annotation, biological process: sodium ion transmembrane transport. The record is from RefSeq and is a predicted model, not a curated record. NCBI's taxonomy places the organism in Eukaryota, Metazoa, Brachiopoda, Lingulata, Lingulida, Lingulidae.
AUGGACGCGAAAAAGAGUAAAACCACCAAGAGCACAAUGACAAAGGUGCACGACAUCUCCACCGCGCAAGCCAACGUGGAUAGUGAGAAAGAAGGCCCGGAUGCAAAAUCCCACUGCUUGACUUUCGUCAACGAAGUCAGCAUCCUUGGCGUCAAAUAUGUCACCAAUCAAAACCUCGCUUUGCUUCGAAGAAUUAUUUGGCUCUGCUUCGUUCUGGCUGGUUUCGGCUUCUUGAUCUACCACCUUCACAACCGGAUUUCGUACUUUUACCGAUAUCCCUCAUCAGUUAAUAUCGAACUGAAUUACCCGGAUUCCAUCCCGUUUCCGUCCGUGACCAUUUGCAAUAAUAACAGGUUCCGAAAGAGUAGUUUAAACGCUUCUGGGGAAUUGGACGUAGGGUACCUGUAUACGACACCCAAUACGCAAACCACACGGAAUCUGACCGGUUAUAACUGGACGGAAUUUUACCGGACCCACGGUCAUCAAGCAGAGCAGAUGUUAGGGGCCCCUGGGGCCUGCCGGUGGAACGGAAGAUAUUGCUCCCCCUCACAGUUCACUGAAGUCAUCACAGAUUUGGGCUUAUGUUUUACAUUUAAUCACGGGGACACUGGUCUGCAAACCAAAAUCAUUGGGUCGACGUUUGGUCUCACGUUGAUUCUGAACACUGAACAGUAUGACUAUCUGGAUACGACGUUUAACGCCGGAUUCACAAUUCUUCCUCAUCACCCUGACAACACCCCCUAUGUUGAUAACCUAGGGUUUCAGAUCGCACCAGGAGAAUUUGUGAGCGUUGGCUUGUCACAGACUAAGAUACAGAAUUUGCCUCCACCUUACGGAAAGUGUACGGACAAACAUCUGGCGUAUUAUUCUCCCUACACAACUACCCACUGCUUGACUGAAUGCAGGUUGAAUUUCACGAUAAGAAGAUGUGGUUGCCGAGAGACACACAUGGUCCCGGUAGACGACGUGCCUGAAUGCUCUCCACUCCAGUAUUGGGGCUGUAUUGUGGGCGCCAUAUCGGAACUUGCCGAUGAAUAUAUCAACUGCGCAUGCUCUGUCCCGUGCCUUUCAUACGAUUAUGGAUACACGAUUUCCCACUCAAAAAUGUCAAAUGCUUUCUCACAAGUUUUAUCCGCAACUUACCCGACAUAUACCAAGGAGUAUUUUUUGGAAAACUACCUCAUGUUAUCUCUGUAUUACACGGAGUUGAAUUAUCAGCUAAUAGAGCAGCAGGUCGGAUACGAGGGACUGGCUCUUUUCGCAGAUAUAGGUGGCGCUCUGGGACUAGUAUUGGGCAGUACCCUGAUGACCGGGGCCGAAAUAAUGGACUUUGUGAUAGCAAUGGGGAUGGACAUUUUGUAUCAGAAAUAAAGAUUGUCUGUAAGAAAUGAAGA